Messenger RNA from Vicia villosa (hairy vetch), 1642 nucleotides. RefSeq names its product cystathionine gamma-synthase 1, chloroplastic-like. The coding region runs from base 46 to 1470 and encodes 474 amino acids. The transcript is spliced from 10 exons. The record is from RefSeq and is a predicted model, not a curated record. NCBI's taxonomy places the organism in Eukaryota, Viridiplantae, Streptophyta, Magnoliopsida, Fabales, Fabaceae. Gene Ontology annotation, molecular function: cystathionine gamma-synthase activity; pyridoxal phosphate binding. Gene Ontology annotation, biological process: transsulfuration. Gene Ontology annotation, cellular component: chloroplast.
ACACUUAUUACAACAAAAAACAGAGGCAAAUAUAUCAAAUUAGCAAUGAGUGCUUGUGAUUUUUCAGCUGCGUUCACAACGACGCCGUUUCGCCAUCUUUCUUCAACUAGCUACUUAACGACGUCGUCUAAGUUCUGCUUAAAGCAGCAGCGUCAUGUCAGCAAGCGUGGAGUUAGAAUUGCUGCGUCGUCGUUGUGGCCGAACACAGACUCAACCGUAUCUCCACCGUCGCCGGCGGAAUCAAAUGGAGCUUUGGAGGUUAACGGCGCCGUUGAUAAAUCUUACUCGUUUUUGAAAGGCGAUGGUUCAAAAACAGUUCAUGCUGCUGAGAGAUUAGGUCGAGGCAUAGUUACAGAUGCAAUCACUACUCCUGUGGUGAACACUUCUGUCUACUUUUUUAAGAAAACUGCUGAUCUUAUUGAUUGGAAGGAAAAAAGACAAUUUAGCUACGAAUAUGGACGAUAUGGAAAUCCAACAACAACAGUUUUAGAGGAGAAGAUGAGUGCAUUGGAGGGAGCUGAAUCGACACUGUUCCUAGCAUCUGGGAUGUGUACAAGCUCUGUUAUGUUCUUGGCACUUGUUCCAGCUGGAGGACAUAUUGUUACAACAACUGAUUGCUAUAGAAGAACAAGAAUAUUCAUUGCCAACAUGCUUCCUAAAAUGGGAAUUACAGCCACCAUAAUUGAUCCAGCUGAUGUUGAUGCCUUAGAAGCUGCAUUGGAAAAUAACAAGGUUUCAUUGUUCUUUACUGAGACACCAACAAAUCCAUUCCAAAGAUGUGUUGAUAUUAAGCUUGUUUCAGAGCUUUGUCAUAGAAAAGGAGCUUUGGUUUGCAUUGAUGGAACAUUUGCUACACCUAUUAAUCAAAAACCUCUUUCUCUUGGAGCUGAUCUUGUUGUCAAUUCUGCAACAAAAUACAUUGCUGGACACCAUGAUGUUCUUGCUGGUUGCAUAAGUGGUUCAGAAAAGUUGAUUUCAAAAGUUCGAAGUUUUCACUUCAUUUUGGGCGGUACUCUUAGUCCGAGUUCUGCAUACCUAGUCAUUAGAGGUAUGAAAACCUUGCAACUUCGUGUACAACAUCAAAAUUCAACAGCAUUGAAGCUAGCCAAACUCUUAGAGACACAUCCUAAGGUGACACGAGUGUAUUAUCCGGGCUUACCAAGUCAUCCUGAAUAUGCUCUCGCAAAGAGGCAAAUGUUUGGAUUUGGUGGUGUUGUUUGUUUCGAUAUUGAUGGAGAUAUAAUGAGGACUAUAAAAUUUGUUGAUGCAUUAAAAAUUCCAUACAUUGCUCCAUCUUUUGGUGGUGUUGAGAGUGUUGUGAAUCAGCCUGCAAUUAUGUCUUAUUGGGAUCUUCCAAGGAAAGAGAGGGAAAAAUAUAGAAUUUGGGAUAACACUGUUCGUCUCUGCGUAGGAGUUGAGGACUAUGAAGAUUUAAAGAAUGAUAUCUUACAAGCUCUUGAGGUUAUAUAAGACCGUAAUCAUCUUUUUUGUAAUGUUUUCUCAGCCUCCUCUUUUUGUGACACGUCUAUUAAGAUAAUAUGUAACAUCCAAACUUUAAGUUCAAGAUAUGUGUAAUGUGUGACAUAAUGUCAAUUUAAAUAUUGUAUGAUACCAAUAAAUAUGGUUACAUUUUAUGUGUCAA